Molecule: messenger RNA, 2145 nt
Organism: Phycomyces blakesleeanus NRRL 1555(-)
Lineage: Eukaryota; Fungi; Mucoromycota; Mucoromycetes; Mucorales; Phycomycetaceae
Exons: 3
Coding region: 1-2145 (714 amino acids)
Biological process (GO): Ras protein signal transduction; positive regulation of GTPase activity
Cellular component (GO): plasma membrane
Molecular function (GO): guanyl-nucleotide exchange factor activity
Source: RefSeq, a predicted model, not a curated record
AUGGAGGAUCCACAAUCCUCAUUAGUCAUUGCAACUCAAUGGCAAGAUGGUGGAAAUAUCAAGGAUGCUUUUAAUGCUUAUGUAUCCCUUGCUCAAAGAUCAUUGGAACCCUUUUCAGAGGUUAAAUUUGUCCAUUGCUCUAUUGUUACUUUACCCGCACAACACGCAAUUUUGCUGUCCACAUUACGGACCUGCUUGGACAACAUUGAAUCUAUCCUGAACAACCAUACAGUUGUCCGGUCAUCCACAUUAGACCCUGUCAACAGAUCAAAGCCUACAUUACGGCCGGAACCCCCUGCAUUGCCACCUAAACCCAUUAUUGGUCGUAAAAUACGACAGGGUUCUUAUGGAGAGACGGACUCUUAUUUGUGUUCAGAUCCCAUUGCGCCGUCGACGGUAGGACAGUCCAAAGUGGACCAAAAGGGGAGUGAUUCCACGCGGGACGAUCGGACGGUGGCCGAUGGGCAAGUGGAUGUAAGCCGACUGGUCCCAGCUCAGACAGAUGGCCUCACGGACGAAUUGAUGGAAAUAUCACACAUCCCCCGCAUUCCAAUAUCUCCACUCCUCACAACGCAUCGAGCCUUGCAGGCCAAGCUCGAUGAAGUACAAUCCGUAUUAAAGGAGUACGAAGCACAGGAACGCGCCUCAAAAGAUCCGGCACUUAAGCACAUCAUACGGCACCAUAGCCCGUUGGUAAUUGAAGCCAAACAGACCUUAGCUCGUGUCCGCACACUUUCUAUUACUGCUGCCACAAUUCCAACCAUUCUUCAUUUUUCACCUUUUCUCAUUGCAUACCAACUAACUCUAAUUGAUUCGGCCCUUUUCCGGGCCAUGCCCUCGCACGCACUACUUUCACACACUGCAACAUCUCCUCAUCCACGCAUUGUCGCCUCGACAGACUUUUUCAAUUACCUUACACGUGUCAUUGAACACUCGAUUUUAUUACCCCAGGAUGCCUCUGUCAGGGCACAACACAUCAACCAUUGGAUCAAAGUAGCUUCCCAAUGCCUUGAUUUACACAACUACCAGUCACUCAAGGCCAUUGUUUCUGCACUCGGAACACCGCCAAUUCAACGCCUCAAACGAAGCUGGGCAUUUAUACCAAAGAAGAGUCUGGGUAGACUGGAUGGAAUGACAGAGCUUAUGUCGGAAGCCAGUAACUAUCAUACCUACCGCCAACACUCACUCAACCUUGAGCCAUCCACUCCUACUGUUCCGUUUUUGGGACUGUGGAUGUUAGACAUGACAUAUUUAUUGGCCGCAAAUCGGUCCAACCCACGCAAUGAUCCUCGUAUUCAGGUUAUCCUUAGUGCUAUCGAGCAACAUCAACAGAUGCCUCCAUUCAGCCCUGUACCGAUAGCUUAUGGGCGUAAGAACAUGAGUUUUGGCCCCAACUGGUCUAGUGCGUUACAAAAGAGCGCAGCGUCUAUGGGACGGCUUGGAAGUAGUAUCAGUAGUAUGAGCAGUAUCAGUAUCAACAAUUUAUCAGAGGAAGAAUCGUAUGGGAUUGAAGACCAGCAGCAGCUAGUUACUCAAUAUUUGUUGAUGCGGCCUUGGCUGUCUCAGUCUGCGGUCGAUGGACUCAGUGUCCUGAGAGAACCUUCUCAGCAAAAGCAGCAGCAGCAGCAGCAACAAUCUUCCUUGGCCACAAACCGUUCAUCGCAUCCCCUGAUUCGAUUCAGCGCCAAUAGCAACAGUAGUAGGACAAACAGUAGCUGCAGCAGUAGCAGCCUCGAGGGACCUAACCACCGAAACAGUAUAGACGGUAUUGGGUCUAGCAGUAUGAUGUGCAGUAGUCCUGAAACAGCCAAGGCUACUACUAGUAUGACUGCUGCUGUUACUGUGAUAGACGAACCUAAGCCUCAGCGUCGCCACAGUGCCAAGUGGUUAUUCCGGCGAUCACUGGUUGAUAGGCCUGUGGGGAUUGAUAGAAGUAUCAGUAUGCCUGAUGUACGCCAAGAACCCCGCCGCCUGGACUUGUCUAUUCAAACGGUUCGAGUAGAGUCUUCGUCUUCUUCAGACUUGAUGCAUGACGUAAUGUUGGCAGGGCAGAGAGUUAGCUGGUAUAGUAGCUCUAAAAGAACGGCGGUUUGUCUGACGAGUGAGAGUGCACCAGAAUUACCUCCCCGCCCGCGCGUCCACUGA